Messenger RNA from Equus quagga, 1925 nucleotides. RefSeq names its product tripartite motif-containing protein 60-like. The transcript has 2 exons. Bases 415 to 1833 code for a protein of 472 amino acids. NCBI's taxonomy places the organism in Eukaryota, Metazoa, Chordata, Mammalia, Perissodactyla, Equidae. Gene Ontology annotation, molecular function: protein binding; zinc ion binding. The record is from RefSeq and is a predicted model, not a curated record.
UCGGUCCCACGCUGCACCGGCUCUGAGGGUUCUGCAGUCUCAGGUCUGAGAGGGGCUGAGCCAUCUGUUCCAGGAAGGAUUCCUUGUCUUGGACCUAAGGCCACUUUUUUGAACCAUAAACCCAUUAAGCUUGACUUCACGUCAUUGAGUGGGAAGAGCAGCAGGCCAGCUCGUGUGUUCUCAUAUGCAAUAGACUGCAGCCUGUGGCGUGUUUUUGUCACUAGACCCUGAAGCUAAGGGGCAGAGGGAUAAACAAGUUUGUAGAGGCUGCCAUCAAUAUACCAAGCCAGUGAAACAAAGCUGUUCAGUUUGCAAGGUCUGGGGGAGGAUAUCCACUGCUGACUCUUGAGCACUAGAGAGCCAGGUCUCAGUAAAGGACGUGUUACCUUACCCAUCGCCUUUGUUCACGGCUCAAUGGAGUUUGUGACAGCCCUGGCAGACCUCCAAGCAGGGGCUAGCUGUCCCAUCUGUUUGGACUACUUGAAAGACCCAGUGACCAUCAGCUGUGGGCAUAACUUCUGUCUCUCCUGCAUCAAUAUGUUCUGGAAGGAUCUAAAUGAUACCUUCCCCUGCCCUUUUUGCCGAUUUUGUUGUCCAGAAAGGAAAUUCACAAGCAAUCUCCAACUAGGCAAUUUGACUGAAAUUGCUAAGUUACUCCAGAUAAGAAGAAGCAAGAGGAAGAGGCAGGAAGAGAAUCUUGUAUGUGAAAAGCACAAUCAGCUUUUGGCCUUUUUCUGUCAGAAGGAUCUAGAGGUUUUAUGUGCACAAUGCAGUUUCUCCACUGACCACCGGAAUCACUAUGUUUGGCCCAUAGAGAAGGCUGCCGCCUAUCAUAGGAAAAGGUUGGAGCAUUACAUUGAGCCGUGGAAGGAGAGAGUGGAACGGGUUGAAAAAGUGAUAACUAUGCAAACCAGAAAAUCAUUGGAACUGAAGAAGAAGGUAGAAUAUAGGAGAGAGGAAAUAAAGUCUGAAUUUGAGCAACUUACAUUGUUUCUUCAAAAUGAGCAAGAGACUGUUCUUCUGCAAUUAGAAGAUGAAGAAAUGGAUAUUUUAUCAAAACUAAAUGAAAACCUAACAAAAUUUUCAGAUCAUGUUUCCACAUUAAAAUGUCUAUUAAAGGAGAUACAGAGCAAAUAUGUGAAGUCAGAACUGGAACUUCUGACAGAUGUUAAAAGUAUGUACCAUAGAUAUAAAACCUUAAAGGCCCCUGAACCUUUUUCAUUCCAAUUAAAAGAAUACGGUUACUGUCUUCCUCCACAAUAUUCUGGCCUAAACAAAAUUAAGCGAUUUCAAGUGGAUGUCAUUCUAGAUCCUGAAACAGCACAUCGUAAACUUAUUGUCUCAGAAGAUAGAAAAACUGUGGAAUAUAGAAAUACACUGCAAAACUUACCUCAUAACCCAAGGAGAUUUUAUCUGUGCACAGCUGUUCUGGGUUCUGAGGGGUAUGAUUCUGGCAGGCAGUAUUGGGAGGUGGAAGUGAAAGACAAGCCUGAAUGGAUCCUGGGUGUCUGUAAAGACUCUCUUCCCAGGAGGAGGAGGAAUCAGAAUCAACUGAUGUUAGCACGGGACGGAUUAUGGGGUAUUGGGCGAUGUAGUGAGAGUAAUUAUAUUGCAUUGGGUCCUAAAAAAAUUAAUCUUUUGCCAGCAGUAAUACCUAGUAAGAUCGGCAUUUUUUUGGAUUGUGAUUUGGGUGAAGUUUCCUUUUACAAUUUGAAUGAUAGAUCUCUUCUCUAUAUGUUUAAUGAUUCUUUUACAGAAGCAUGUUGGCCUUAUUUCUAUGCUGGAACUGAUUCAAAACCUCUUAAAAUCUGUACAAUAACAGAUUCUGAAUGAUGAACUAUUGUCAGACUCUUGUUUCUUUUUCUUUUCAGUUAGUGGACAAAACUAAGCCAGUGAAUCUAGUCUGAACAAUAUCCGUUUUUAGU